This is a messenger RNA of Bactrocera tryoni, 1065 nucleotides long. RefSeq lists its product as uncharacterized. The transcript is spliced from 3 exons. NCBI's taxonomy places the organism in Eukaryota, Metazoa, Arthropoda, Insecta, Diptera, Tephritidae. The record is from RefSeq and is a predicted model, not a curated record. The coding region runs from base 160 to 924 and encodes 254 amino acids.
AUCUGGCAUCCACAUCAUUAUUUAUGUUAAUUUUGAUAUGUAAUUAAAUAUAUUUAUACUAUAGGCUUUAUAAAAGAAAGAGGAAAUACUUACCGUUCUCUGCAAUAUAGUUCCCUAUAACAUCUUUCCGUGUUUCCAUAUAUUCGCUCUUUUGACGAAAUGCAGGACCUUAACACUCCUGUGCCUUCUUCACUGGGCGUACCUGCUGUGCGUUUCGAUGUAAAUAAAGAAUUUCAAAAUCGCAGUUUGCCUCCUGAUCGUGAUAGUUCCAUUGCAAGACUUCAACGUAAGUCAUGGAUACGUUCUAAUAAUGAAAGGCGGUCAAAUCGGGAAGCACUUACGACUUUACUAUCAUCUCAUGGUGAUAACUCCAAUGAUUGUAUAGAGAGGUUGUUGGCUGAAGAAAUAUCAUAUCGGGAUUUGGCGUCACUCUCAUGCUCCGAUUUACAAUUGAUGGGUUUCAAAGACUCCAAAGAACGUCAAGAGCUAAUAACGUUUUUUUCAGAACUACCAAAUCAGGAUCCAACGUAUAAAGAAAUAUGUGAAUUGCCUGAAGCAAAGACAUAUAAUCGUGAAAUUUUGGGCAAGGCUAUUGACCAUUUGGACAACAUGCGUUCAGCUCUAUCCGCUAUCAACUAUAAAUUGAAGAUUUUGCCUCCGGAUGACAUAAUCGUAGGAGAAAAAAGUUUUGCGAGUCGUUUUGUGCUGGAAUCACUAGCAGAGUUAAAGGCCGUAACUUUUGAAAUCGAUAAAGAGAUUGACGACUUAACUAAGAUUCAACUGGACAAAUGUUAUAGGCAGUUGGCUGACGUUAAUGUUAAAAGACGUGGCUACAGUUCUUUUGGUAUUUGGGCAUUAAUUUGCACGAUGGCAGCGGUCGGAGUCUGUGCCUCAUUUUACAUUCCCAAACUGAUCAGAAAUUAAAGAAUCAUAUUUUUUACAGAAUUUACAUACUCAUGAUUAUAUAUUUCAUGAAUUUCAAAAUUGAUUUAUUACAUUUCCUUAUAUAAAAUUAUAUGUACACAUAUACAUAUAUUAUUAUAUACAUAUGUAUACAUAUAGUAU